GCGCUCCUGCAUUCUUCUUCUCCCUUUUGGCCGUGGAUUAAGCUCUGUUGCGCUCCCUUUCCCUCCUCUCUGUCUGAGAAAACCCUAUUCCUAAUUCCAUUGAUUUCGAUAGGUUAUUCCCUUGAUUUUGAUAGGUUUAGGGUUUCUUUUCCCCACCUGUAAAACCCUAAUGCUCGGAUUGCCAUCUCCUCUCUCUCGAUCUCCAGCACCGGACCCCUGCGUCGAUUCCACCGCUCGCAUUCGAAUCGAGAAUGGAAUUGCUGCCGAAGAAGAAUCCUACGAACGGAUUCACAGAACCCAACAUUGGGAGCUCCUUGGAGUCUUUCUUGCGCUUCUUGGAGUCGCAGCAGGAGCUCUUCCACAGCCAGAUCGAUCAGCUCCAGAAGAUUGUCAUCACCCAAUGCAAGCUCACUGGAGCCAAUCCCCUCUCUCAAGAAAUGGCUGCUGGUGCUCUGUCAAUAAAAAUUGGUAAAAGGCCAAGGGAUUUGCUAAACCCUAAGGCUAUAAAAUAUAUGCAGUCAGUCUUCUCUAUCAAAGAUACAAUUAGCAAGAAGGAAACUCGUGAGAUCAGCGCUCUUUGUGGUGUGACAGUCACACAGGUUAGAGAUUUUUUUGCUGGUCAGCGUUCAAGAGUAAGACGGCUUGUUCGACUGUCACGGGAGAAGACAAUUAGAUUUAGUGCAUGCGAGGCAUCUCCUGAAGGAAGCAAGGCAUCUCCCAAUGGAAUCAUCAGUAAUUCUGAUAAUGUCAUGCCUGUUAGCAAUCCGGUUCCUGUGAAUUCGGUGGAUCCUAAGACUGCUGAAGAAGGCCCCUCAAGCUCAUCACAGGAAGAAAAUAUUCCUGGGAUUGAGGACUCUGAUAAAACUUUUCUGGAAAACAUUUUCAAUUUAAUGAGGAAAGAAGAGACAUUCUCUGGGCAGGUGAAGUUGAUGGAAUGGGUUCUGCAAAUACAUAAUUCUGCCGUGUUACACUGGUUUUUGACCAAAGGUGGUAUGAUGAUUUUAGCGACAUGGUUGAGCCAAGCAGCUCUUGAAGAACAAACUACUGUUAUUCUUAUCAUUUUUAAGGUUCUUUGUCACCUUCCAUUACAUAAGGCUUUGCCAGUACAUAUGUCAGCCAUAUUACAAACUGUUAACAGGUUGCGAUUUUACCGGACAUCAGACAUAUCAAACAGGGCAAGGGUUCUGUUAACAAGAUGGAGCAAACUGUUUGUAAGAAGCCAGGCGCUGAAGAAACCAUCUUCUGUAAACUCCCCAAGCGACGCUGAGAAAGAGAGGAUCCGGAAGCAGAGGAUCAGUGAAAUUCUCAGCGAUGAGUCAUGGCAGUCGAAAAUAGACGUUCCUGAGGAGAUCCUUGCCUUAACUAACGAAAAUUCAGAAAAUUCCAGGAAAGAGCCUAGACGAGCAUUGAAGAUGCUUCUGGCAUCCGGUGAGGAUUCAAAUAAAAAGCACAUACGAAGUGGUGCUUCUCCCCAAACCAGAGAACGCAGGAAAGUUUUGCUGGUGGAACAGCCUGGCCGCAAUACUGCGGGCAGAAGCAUGCAGGUUGUGAGGGCGGCAUCAGCAAACCAAGGCCGUCCCAUGUCUGCAGAUGAUAUCCAGAAAGCAAAGAUGCGUGCAAGCUUCAUGCAGAUCAAGUAUGGGAAGAUUGGGACGUCUUCCAACGAAAAUUGCCAAGAGAAUACCGAAAACCAAAAAACAUCUUCUAAUCCUCAGACUGGCAAUGUGCCACUGCAAGUGUCUAAAACAUUUCAACUGAAAAAAGUGGAAGAUAAAAAAGCUAUUGUGCUCCCGUCGGAAACUUCUCAUGCUCCGCCGGGAACUUCAAUGGAUUCAAAGCCAAGCAUGGUCCCUCAGGAACCCUUCUGGGAGAAGUUGAAGAGGGAUCAAAUUCCAUGGCAGACUCCACCAGAGAUGAGGAUCAACAACCUGUGGAGUGUGGGUGCUGGGGAGAAGAGCAAGGAAGUUGAAGUACAGAUUGUGAGAAUCCAAAGAGAGAAGGAAACUGUCUAUCGCAGUGUUCGUGACAUCCCACCUGAUCCAAAGGAACCAUGGGAUGUUGAGAUGGACUUUGAUGACACCUUGACCCCAGAAAUCCCAACCGAACAGCCGCCCGACAUUGACGGAGCUGAAGCUUCUCCUCGUAUUAGCAAUAAUGCAUCAGAUGCGCCUACGGUCAUGCCAGCUCCAAUCACCACCGGAAAUCCCGAACCGGAUUUUGAAUUGCUUGCUGUGCUUCUCAAGAAUCCGGAUCUGGUUUUUGCCCUGACGUCUGGCCAGGGCAAUAGCUUCACCAGUGCGGAGACAGUGGCGCUGCUCGAUAUGCUCAAGGGCAGUGAUAUAAGCCUGCCGGGAAUUUUGAGUGGUUUGGAGAGAAAUGCGGCUGAGAAGCCAGAACUGACAUCGCUUCCAUCCCCAACUCCUCCUGCUGAAAGAGCUAUGAGAUGGAGGUCCGAAUCCGCACCUAUUCCCAAGAAGCUGGCAUUUUCUCAGCCUGUCUUGCCAGGUAACAGGUUUCCGGCAGCAGCUCCCACCCCGACGGGUAGUUCAGUGCUACACCACAUUCCAACUACUAACCCAUCGAUGCCACAAUUACCUGGACCAGAAAAUCAUCUACAUGUUGGUCCCACAACGCCACAGAUCACAGGCACCACACCGUUGCAAAAACAGUCCCCCGGCACAGUUCCAGCAGCCCACCAACUUCUGCCUGCGGCAUCAUUACAACAGAUUCCACAGAGUUCUGUCCAAGAAGCUAUCCUCCCCAUAAAUCAUUUCCCAUUAACUAGUAUGGGCCAGCAAAAUCUUCUGGCCACCGGACCAUCUGCACAGCAGAUUCCAACGAUGCAGGUGGAAAUUUCGAACUUUCGACAGAUACACAACCAGAAGCUACCCCCCCCACCACCAGCGGCGAUGCUCUUGAAUUCCUCGAAUGACAGACCCUCAUCAGUGCAGCCUCUGUUGCCAACCACAUCAAGGCCAUCGCCGUCACCAUUGGCAUUUCAACCCAUGUAUUCCCCUUGGCCAAGCAAUGCCACUGGUGUUGGGGAACAGGCACCCGCACCGGACUCUAGUAUCAGUAGUAGGCCAAGGGGCUUUCCGGACGGCCGCUCUUCCAUAGAGCGUUUCCCACCCAAUCGAAGUAACUAUAAUGCAUUUCCAGUUGACCACAUGCGGGCCCCAUUGCGGCCAGGCCCAGCUAUGGAUAGAAAUGAGUUCAUGGGCGAGCCGGAGUUUGAAAUGUGGAGCCCAGAGGGGAGUCCUGUGAGGUCCCCUGAGUUCCGAUAUGAACAGAACUUUAACGGACCCAGAAGAGACUUUGGCCGGAAUUAUAGACAGGAGUGGCCAAAGCACCGAAAUUCCGGUCGCCGCGAUCAUCGGUCAGGGAACAAAAGGUGGCGGGACCGAAGGCAUUAAGGAUGUGUCUAUUACGGUGGGGUUGAAACCUCACCGGAGAUUUGUUGCCCGAGUGGGCCAUGAGCAUCGUUAGAAGUCUGGAAGGAUAGGACUAGCGCUGUGAAUAGUCAGUUUGGGUUAGAUCUCGCGUAGAGUAUGCAAUUCAAUCAAAGGGCGUGGAGAGGAAAGAAAGAUGAAGUGCUUCGUCCUUCAGAUUAGAAGUACAGGGCUAGAGCGCAUGAAACAUCUCUCUCUAAAACCCCAGUUGAGAACAGUUACGGCAGGCGAGAUCUGGGCCACGCGUGUUGAUGGCUGGAAUUAGGCCGGUCUGGUUGUUGGGUGGUCCACCUGUAUGAAAAAAUGGACGGCUAAAAAGAAUUCGAUAGAGAUUGAUAAUCCAUACGUUUAUUAUCUGACUGAUACACGCCGCAGGAGUCGACUGAUGAAUAGGUGAGAUUUUGGAUAGGAGAUUCUGCUCAUUAAGUGGCCAUAGCACGGCCCACCUAAGAUGGAUUAAUUCACGGAAUUUAUACGGACGAAUACCUUUUUAUUAAUGAAGACGCGCUUUAUUUC
Messenger RNA from Magnolia sinica, 3965 nucleotides. Its product is annotated as homeobox protein LUMINIDEPENDENS-like. Lineage: Eukaryota; Viridiplantae; Streptophyta; Magnoliopsida; Magnoliales; Magnoliaceae. Bases 252 to 3413 code for a protein of 1053 amino acids. Gene Ontology annotation, cellular component: nucleus. Gene Ontology annotation, biological process: vegetative to reproductive phase transition of meristem. The record is from RefSeq and is a predicted model, not a curated record. The transcript has 13 exons. Gene Ontology annotation, molecular function: DNA binding.